Molecule: messenger RNA, 706 nt
Organism: Echinops telfairi (small Madagascar hedgehog)
Lineage: Eukaryota; Metazoa; Chordata; Mammalia; Afrosoricida; Tenrecidae
Gene: TMEM184A
Product: transmembrane protein 184A
Exons: 4
Coding region: 71-706 (211 amino acids)
Biological process (GO): transport
Cellular component (GO): early endosome membrane
Molecular function (GO): transporter activity
Source: RefSeq, a predicted model, not a curated record
ACAGGGAGGAAGGAGGCCGGACUGGGCUGAGUCUGGGAGCAGGACGUGACUGCACCUUGGCCCUCUGCAGAUGAGCAACGCCUCCGUCCUGGGCACGGCUGUCACCCUGGCAUCGUCCACCUGGCCACAGCCCAGUAUCCCACUGGCCACGCCUGCUGGGCCACACAUGGACCCCAUAGGAAACAGCUCCCAGGGGGGCCCCAAGCUCUUCCUGACCACCCCGCUGGCCCGAGGCAUCUCGGGCAUCUUUGUGUGGGCCGCCCUGGCACUCACCUGCCACCAGAUCUACCUGCACCUGCGCUCCUACACCGUCCCCCACGAGCAGCGCUACAUCAUCCGCCUGCUCUUCAUCGUGCCCAUCUAUGCUGUGGACUCCUGGCUCAGCCUGCUCCUCCUGGGGGACCACCAGUACUAUGUCUACUUCGACUCGGUGCGGGACUGCUACGAAGGUGAGCCAGCAGGGCCCCAGGGGAGGCCUCACCUUCACUCCUGGCCAUGCCUCCCUGCUCCCUUUGGGGGCAGGGCGGGGGUGAAGAGCUCGCUUCUAACUAGAAGGUGGGCUGUUCGAACCCACUGGCCCCUCUGUGGGAGAAAGAUGAGGCUGUGUGCUUUCCUCAAAAGUUACAGCCCCGAAGCUUCUCUGCCCUACAGGGUCGUUGGGGUCAGAUUUCCCUUCCUGGAAAUUGGUUCCCCACGGGCCUGGUAG